UAUCUCAAAAAGAUACAGACUCAGCCAAUGAUAAUGUUUGGGAUGAUAGUGCAUUAAUAGAAGCAUAUGAUAAAGCAAUAUAUUUAGCAAAAGAAGAAGUUAUCAAGCGAAUGGGAAUGGAUGUUGGAAAUUCUCAACCGAAAGAAAACCUACAAAAUCUUAAGCAGCCUAAACACGCAAGUAAAUUACACAAGAAAUGGAUCAUAGGAGCACCUUAUCGUGCAAUAUACUCAGAGGAUGGAGAAACUUAUGAAGCUAUAAUAUCAAAAAUUUACGAAAACAAUGGCACGUGUUGAAGUGGUUACCACUUCUAAGAAAACUCUACAUCUGGUCUUUUUUAGUUUUCUCAAGCACUGAAGCCAUCGACAGCGUGUAGACAAAAGACUGCGACGAAGUCAGGCCAUAAACAGUAGACAGGCGACGUUGGCUUCGGGGUUUUUCAGUUAUUAGGUAACACAGCUAGCGUGCGGAUCUGGACCAGCUCAAAUUGUAUUUUUACUUAUUACACUUCUAUUUAAAUAUAUUUUCUACCUUACAAUUUAUCCACGUGUUUUCUCUGUUUACACACCGAAUAACCUCAACAGGUUAUGGGCCCAGGGCUGUAAAUUGCAAGGUAGCAACGUGAAAUGAAUAAAUUGUUAAAGUGUUGUGCUUAGUAAAAUAAGGGAUAGUGCUAAAAUGGAAUCAGCAAGUGCGAAGGUCGAGAUGUUACGCGGCGAAGAAAAUUGGCUCCAGUGGCGUUUUGUUAUGCGUACACUUUUGGAGGAAGAUGACGACCUGAUCAACGUGUGUGAAGAGAAUUUGUGUCAUCCAGGUAACAGCGCGGAGAAAGAAAUCGCUCGUGGAAGAUUUUUGAAAGCAGAUCGAUUAGCGAGAAAAUUAAUCGUGACCUCAGUAGGAAAGAAACCGUUGGAUCUUCUUUUAUGUUGCACGACAGCACAUGAAAUGUGGAAAAAGCUGAAUACAGUAUAUGACAUGAAGUCGGAUGAGAAUUUAAAUAUGGUCCAGAAGCAGUUCUUCGAUUUUAAAUGGGAAGAAUCUGAAAAUGUCUCUUACAACCUAUCAAAGUUGGAACUCAUAGCGGCGAAGAUGAAAGUCCUUGGGAGUGAAAUUGGCGAGAAAAUGCUGAUAACACGCAUUUUAUCGGUGUUACCAAACAAAUUCGAUCAUUUUCACAGUGCGUGGGAUUCCGCGGAAGAAGAAAAGAAGACCUUAGACAGGCUUAGUACCAGGCUGAUGACGGAAGAAAUUAGAUGGAAGAAAGACGACCAGGAAACAUCGGUGGCACUGGUAACAAAAGGUAAUAAUUAUAAAAGGGAAUAGCAGAAGCAGUCAAGUAAACGUGAAUACGAAAAACAAGGACCAAGUUGCUUUAACUGUGGAAAAGUUGGCCAUCUAAAGAAGGAUUGCUUUAGAUGCUUUAUAUGCAAAAGGAAAGGCCACACCAGCAAAAACUGUUUUAAAAAUAACAAAAGAAGCAACAAUAGAGACAACCAGGAACCUAGAAACCAAAAUCGGGAUCACAGCGGAAUUGGUCUAUUAGGAAGUACCUCAGCGAUACAAACGGCAAACGCUGAUGUUUGGAUAAUCGACUCAGGAGCUACGGAUCACAUGACAGGACGACGGGAAUGGUUCAGCGUUUUCGAAGAAUUCGAUAACACGGUGAAGAUAGAGAUCGGCGAUGGUCCGUUCAUGGAUGCGUGCGGCAAAGGAAAAAUCAGAGUAGAGACUUUUGUGGACGGCAAAUGGGUAACAUGUACAAUGAACGAUGUUCUAUACGUACCAGGUAUGAAAAGAAAUCUGUUUUCGAUUAGAUCUGUCGCAAGAAGGGGCAUAGAUUUUUGUAUUUCAAAGGAAGGGACCAAUUGCAUAU
Molecule: messenger RNA, 1873 nt
Organism: Bombus huntii
Lineage: Eukaryota; Metazoa; Arthropoda; Insecta; Hymenoptera; Apidae
Exons: 2
Coding region: 679-1323 (214 amino acids)
Source: RefSeq, a predicted model, not a curated record